AUGCUGUUCUGCCCGACAUGCGCUAAUAUGCUCGGUACAAUAAAUGGGCAUUGCAAUUCGUGUCCAUACGAAUUUCCGAUCUCGAAGCAAAUGACUUCCCGCUCGCGUAUGAAGCGCAAGGAAGUAGACGAUGUACUCGGAGGAGAGGAGACGUGGCGAGAUGCCGAUUCUACCGCGAUCACUUGUGACAAGUGCAGUCAUCCCCGCGCAUAUUUCUAUCAGUUGCAGAUCCGAUCUGCAGAUGAGCCCAUGACAACAUGUAUAUGCGCCGGGUGUGCCUAUCAAUGGCGCGAAAAUUAA
Messenger RNA from Suillus subalutaceus, 300 nucleotides. RefSeq lists its product as uncharacterized. The transcript is spliced from 5 exons. The record is from RefSeq and is a predicted model, not a curated record. NCBI's taxonomy places the organism in Eukaryota, Fungi, Basidiomycota, Agaricomycetes, Boletales, Suillaceae. Gene Ontology annotation, cellular component: RNA polymerase III complex. Gene Ontology annotation, biological process: termination of RNA polymerase III transcription; DNA-templated transcription. Gene Ontology annotation, molecular function: zinc ion binding; DNA-directed RNA polymerase activity; nucleic acid binding. The coding region runs from base 1 to 300 and encodes 99 amino acids.